Tribolium castaneum (red flour beetle) is the source of this 1539-nucleotide messenger RNA. It is a transcript of the gene Hs3st-B, whose product is annotated as Heparan sulfate 3-O sulfotransferase-B. Bases 195 to 1235 code for a protein of 346 amino acids. Gene Ontology annotation, molecular function: [heparan sulfate]-glucosamine 3-sulfotransferase activity. Lineage: Eukaryota; Metazoa; Arthropoda; Insecta; Coleoptera; Tenebrionidae. The record is from RefSeq and is a predicted model, not a curated record. The transcript is spliced from 3 exons.
GACACUUUCCAGAAAAGCUAUUUCGAGGUUAGGCUAUCAAGGGUCAACGGAAAAAUGGAACAAUCUUGCCCCAAAUUAAGUCAGUGAUAAAAAUAAACGUGAAAGCAACAUGCCUGGCCCGAAAGCGUGCAAAAAAACACGCAAAGAAUGGCAUUUGACACAUUGAUGACUGGUUCAAAUGCCUCGAUGGCCUGAUGGAAAUACUAAUCUCGAAGAAGGUUGUUUUAGCUUUAAUUAUCCUAGCUGCCAUAUCUUUUUAUAUCAGUUAUACAUUCAACACUUGUCUAGUCAGUAGCAUAGCCAAAGCGUUGCCGAAAUGGCGCCACCACCCGGUAGUCCCCAACGACACCCCAAUCAUCCACUACCACACCUCCGUUCGUGUCGUCCCCCUCCUCGAAAGUAACGAAUCAGACAUAUCGCCGAAAUACAAGUUUUUCCGCGAACAGGGUCUGCGCCCCAUGCGCCAACUUCCAAGUGCUUUAAUAAUCGGAGUGAAGAAAGGGGGCACUAGGGCCCUCCUCGAGUUCAUCCGCAUCCAUCCGGAUGUGCGUGCCGCCGGCAGCGAGGUGCAUUUCUUCGAUAAAAACUACCCUCGGGGCUUCCAGUGGUACCGCCAACGCAUGCCCCCAACACUCGAGGGCCAACUCACCAUCGAAAAAACACCGUCGUAUUUUAUAACCAAGGAAGCGCCGAGACGUGUACAACAUAUGAAUCCCUCCACUAAACUUUUAGUAGUAGUUAGAGAUCCGGUCACUAGGGCUAUCUCCGAUUACACGCAAGCGAUUUCGAAAAAACCCGACAUGAAACCCUUUGAUCAGCUUGUUUUUAUUAAUAGUACGAUCGGGUGCAUUGUUGAUACUUCCUGGGGGCCCGUUAAAUUGGGGCUCUAUUCCCGAUACUUGUCCAGGUGGUUGAAGUAUUUUCCGUUGUCACAGUUUUUGUUCAUAAGUGGGGAACGGUUAGUUGUGGAUCCGGCGAUUGAGUUGAAAAGGGUUCAGGAUUUUUUAGGGCUCAAGCGAGUGGUUUCCGAGAGACACUUUUAUUUUAAUUCAACCAAAGGGUUUCCCUGUUUGUUUAAAAGUGAAGGGCAUAGCACCCCGCACUGUUUGGGGAAAACCAAAGGGCGGAAUCAUCCCUAUAUUGACCCCAUCGUUAUCCAAAGAUUGAGGGAUUUUUACAGACCCUUUAAUAAUAGGUUUUACCAAAUGACCGGAAUUAAUUUCGGUUGGGCUUGAAUAAUAAUACACACGAAAAGUAUUGCUAGACCAAUGUCAAUUUACGUAACAUAUACCUCUGAUAUCAAGUUAUUUUGUUUUUGUUUUGUUUUAACCCAAAUAUCACAUUUAUUAUUACGCUUUUUUGUUAUUGCGAUUUUUGGACGUUUUGUUUUUAUUAUUUUGUACAAAGUAUACACAGCAGACAUAAUCAAAUAUGUAGAUAUUGUUCUCGACUUUUGUCGCACUUUUUUAUAACCAAAGUUUUAUUCUUACCGAAUAAUUUAUUGUAGUUUCGGAGUUUUAAUAAAAAAUCAACAAGUAA